Umbelopsis ramanniana AG is the source of this 3509-nucleotide messenger RNA. RefSeq lists its product as uncharacterized. The record is from RefSeq and is a predicted model, not a curated record. Gene Ontology annotation, molecular function: ATP hydrolysis activity; ABC-type transporter activity; ATP binding. Bases 30 to 3269 code for a protein of 1079 amino acids. Gene Ontology annotation, cellular component: membrane. The transcript is spliced from 14 exons. NCBI's taxonomy places the organism in Eukaryota, Fungi, Mucoromycota, Umbelopsidomycetes, Umbelopsidales, Umbelopsidaceae.
ACUUCCUCAACUUAUUGCUCGCUUUCAAAAUGCGACUAUUGGUUGGCGAACUAGUUCUUGCUGCUGCCUUCGUGGCUGUAGCAGCAGGACAGGAGAGCCGAAUAGACGAUUUGGAUUUCUCCAUGUAUAAAACUGACCUCCUACCACACCCAUUCCACCCAAGUGCCAAGCAGUCUCCUGCGCCAUGGUACCUAGAGAACUUGGGAAACGGUGAUAAAGACUGUCCUCCUUGCUUCAACUGCAUGCUUCCAGCAUUCGAGUGCAAGCAUUUCGCUAACUGUUCUGAGUACGACGGAAAGUGCAAGUGUCCCCCUGGAUUUGGAGGAGACGACUGCAAAGAACCUCUGUGUGGUGCUUUAUCCGAUGGAAGGGAGCGUGACCCUAGAAGAGGUGAUCACUGUGAAUGUCCUGAAGGUUGGGAAGGAAUCAAUUGUAAUGUGUGUACCACCGAUAACGUCUGCGAUUCUCUCGUACCUACCGGUCGUAACGGAACGUGCUAUAGAGGCGGUUUGACCGUGUUUGAGAACCAUCAAAUGUGCAAUGUAACCAACAGAAAGAUAUUAGAAACACUGAAAGGCCAGCUACCUCAGGUUACGUUUUCCUGCAACAAAAAUCAUAAUGAUUGCGAUUUCCAGUUUUGGGUAGAUGAAGUAGAAUCUUUCUAUUGUCACUUGGACGAAUGUGUCUUUGACCAAGAGUACGAUUACGACCGCAAUAUGACUAAUUACGAGUGCAAGAAAAUAGACUGUCGAUGCAUGCCGGAUGAAAUGUUGUGCGGCAAAGAUGGAAGUAUUGAUCUGACCGAUUUGCUGAAGGAUGAAAUCCAAGGUCCUGCUACCUUCAAAUGCACUAAUGGCGACUGUGCAUUCUCAGAACCUGCCAUGGAUGACCUUAUAUCUGCUGUGUUCGGUGAUGACUCCAUCUUUUUGUCAUGUUCUUCUGGAGAAUGUCUUCAUUAUACCUUCGUGCCUGGAUUCGAAAGACCUGAACGACCUACCAAUUGGAUUGCAUUCAUUAUUGGACUCAGUGGUGUUGCUGUUUUCCUCCUGUUGACCGGGCUAGGCGUCUGGUACUUUGCCAAGAAAAAUAGCUCAAGCGGGUACAUCAAGUUGGAUGACGAUGAAGCCGGAAAGCUCAUGCAUGAACAUAUCCCGGCUACUCUCAUUUUCGAAAACAUCACCUAUGGCGUAAAUAAGCAAAAGAUUCUAAAUGGUGUCACUGGUAUUGUUAACCCUGGUCAGGUCAUGGCCAUCAUGGGAGCUUCAGGAGCUGGUAAGACCAGUCUUCUGGAUAUUCUGGCCAAAAGAACCAAGAGCGGAACGGUUGGAGGACAAAUUUAUGUGAAUGGACAUGUCAUUCCCAAUUCGCAGUACAAGAAAGUCAUUGGCUAUGUCGAUCAAGAAGAUACAAUGAUCCCGACUUUGACGGUCUACGAGACAGUGUUGUACUCGGCUCUUUUGCGACUGCCAAGAACAAUGAGCACUGCCGCCAAGAAGUUCCGUGUCAUGGAAACUCUCCAAGAACUUGGUAUAGAUGGUAUCAAGGACUCAAAAAUAGGAUCUUCUGGAUCGAGAUCCAUUAGCGGUGGUGAGCGACGUCGUGUGGCCAUCGCCUGCGAACUUGUCACCUCUCCUUCCAUUCUCUUCUUGGAUGAACCUACCAGUGGUUUGGACGCAUACAAUGCCUACAAUGUUGUAGAGUCAUUGGUCACACUUGCCAGAGAUUACAAUCGAACGGUUAUUUUCACCAUUCAUCAGCCUCGUUCAAAUAUUGUCGCCUUGUUCGACCACUUGCUCUUGCUUGCCAAGGGUCAUGUUGUUUUCUCUGGUCCCCAGAUACGUGUUCAAUCUUACUUCAAGAGCGUUGGCCAUGAUUGUCCUCCUGGUUUCAAUAUCGCCGAUUACUUGGUUGAUCUUACCAUGCAUGCCACCAAUGCUACCAAGUUCACCGGUGAUCAAGCUACCGGUAUUUCCACCUCUGUUCAAGCUGCCAAUCGACCUACGCCAAGACGACAAUCAUCGCUGCGUGAAGAGCAAGAAGCUGCGCUUUAUACUCCGCAAGCAGGUCUUGUCCAAAGUACAUCGGUUGGCGAUACCAUGGAAAAUCCCAAUGCAGAGUGGGCGUCGGAAUUAGGAUCACGACAAACAAGACUGAGAAACGAAAGGUUGCUCAACAACUUGAAUGCUGCUGCCAAUGCGGAUGUUAUUGUCGAGGCUGGAGAAGGAAGCAGUCCUGCAUCGAGCAUUGCUGGUACCGACAAGAAUGUCGUCAGCCCACAUUUGACGCAAUUGAUUGAAGCUUAUGAAAAGAGCGUGGUUGCCGUAGCUGUACAGGAUGAUAUUGAAAGAGCUUUGUCGAGAGCAACUCAAGAUGAAGAUCCAGCCGUGCCGCUCGCACCGAAUAAUAUCAAGGUGGUCUCAUCCCAUGAGCGACCUCACUGGUUUACGCAAUUCCGUAUUCUGGCUGACCGAACGUUUAAGAACCUGUAUCGCAACCCCAUGCUUAUGUUCGCUCACUACACAAUUGCCGUUGUCAUAGCUUUGCUAUGCGGUGGUCUGUUUUAUAAGGUCGAAAAUACCAUUGCCGGCUUCCAAAACAGAAUGGGCUUGUUUUUCUUCUUUGAAGCUUUGCUUGGCUUCAUGUGCUUAACCUCGCUUCAAGUGUUUUCUUCUGAGCGUAUCUUGUUUGUUCGAGAGCGCGCUAAUGGUUACUAUUCCCCUGUCACCUAUUUCCUCUCUAAGGUUCUGUUUGAUAUCAUUCCUCUGCGAGUGGUCCCACCGUUGAUGAUCGGACUCAUCUCAUACCACAUGAUCGGAUUAGUGGAUGGAACAACCGAAUUGUUAAAGUUCUUGCUGGUUUUGAUUCUCUUCAAUUUGACGGCUGCAGCUGUGUGCUUGGCUAUUGGUGUCGUAUUCAAGGAUCUCUCCAUGGCCAAUCUCCUCAGCAGUAUGGUGAUGCUCUUCUCCAUGUUGUUUGCUGGUCUUUUGUUGAACAAAGAUUCCAUGUCACCGUAUUUUGCUUGGCUCAAGUAUCUAUCAUUCUUCCAGUAUGCCCUAGAGGCACUCUUGGUGAACGAACUCAUCUACCUACAACUUGUUGAAGAACGCUUUGGUUUAAGUAUUGAUGUUCCUGGUGCUACCAUCCUUUCUACAUUCGGGUUCAAUGCCAAAAAUUACUGGUCGGAUGUCAUCAAGUUGAGCAUCAUGUUUGGUAGCUUCAUUGUAUUUGCAUUUGUUUGGCUUCAACUCUUUGUCAAAGAGCGCCGAUAAUCCAACCUGGGCAUUCUGAACUUUUGCGAGCUUAUCCCGCUUCUUAUUUCCACACGUAGAUUUUGCUUUUUUUUUUUUUUAAGAUGAGUAGGUUGCGUGUUACAUUAGUGCAACGAGUGGUAUGGGCCUAUUUUCUUCAUGGCACAUGUUACCUCUUAUUGGUUCUAUGCAUACAGCCUAAGCAUACUACCUUUAAUAAAUGUCGAAAGGAUUUCGACAGGAAACAGAAUGCUUUAGCAA